AUGGCUAAUGCUGGAAUCACGAAAUCACAAAAGCCUAAACGGAAGGGCCGAUCCCGGCCUCUGCCACCUGAUGUUACGGCUCGGAACCUGGCAAUCGAGAAACAACGUCGUGGUGAAAUGAACGAAAACUUUCUGGAAUUGGCGCGUAUGCUUCCCAAUAUUGCUGCCGCGCGACGUCUCACAAAGGUGCUCAUCGUGAAUAAGACUAUCGAGCACGUGCGACAACAACGUGAAAUCUGUCUGGCAGCAGAUCGGGAUAUGCAAGAAUUAGUUGCAGAGAAUAGUCGCCUGAUAUCAGAGGUCAAUUGCUUGCGUGCUCAAGUAGGAGGACCAGCAGCGCCCGUAGUUCAACCCAAGCCUGCGACAGAAGCCAUGAAGCAAUUGGCAGAGACCAAGAAUCAUGUCUUCGGGACAUUUUCAGCGGGGUUUGGUGAUAAAUGGGUCGAGAAAGCUUCCCAAGCUCAUGUCCAGACAGGAGCGAGGAACAAUGUCUAUGAUAUUCCUGUUGGUGACCUUGACAAAACCUCUGUGCAGCAAACUGCUUCCAUUAUUUCACCAACGAAUAUCCAGCCCAGAACCGAGACAAUUUUACACAACGAGUCAUUCGGAACUGUAUACCAGCAGCCCGACAUCAGUCUCGACCCAAACCUCGAUACAACAAACGAAGCGCCACUCUUGUCGUCGUUUAAUCCCACUGUGAUAGGCAAUUCACAUCUCCCUGAUCAAUUGUUAACCAACGGAUCUUAUACAGGUGGGACAAUUCCAGCAGAUCAGGCUUAUUGGUUUGCGGGAAUGGAUGUGGGCAUCCCAUUGCAGCAGUUUCAGGGCGAGAAUGGGGAUAUGCUUGGUUGUAUAUAA
Fusarium venenatum is the source of this 858-nucleotide messenger RNA. RefSeq lists its product as uncharacterized. The record is from RefSeq and is a predicted model, not a curated record. Gene Ontology annotation, molecular function: protein dimerization activity. Lineage: Eukaryota; Fungi; Ascomycota; Sordariomycetes; Hypocreales; Nectriaceae.